Molecule: messenger RNA, 3351 nt
Organism: Indicator indicator
Lineage: Eukaryota; Metazoa; Chordata; Aves; Piciformes; Indicatoridae
Gene: BMP2K
Product: BMP2 inducible kinase
Exons: 16
Coding region: 1-3351 (1116 amino acids)
Biological process (GO): protein phosphorylation
Molecular function (GO): protein kinase activity; ATP binding
Source: RefSeq, a predicted model, not a curated record
AUGAAGAAGUUUUCUCGGAUGCCCAAGUCCGAUGGGAGCGGCGGCGGGACGGCGUGUGUCGGCUCCGGUGGCGGGGUGAGCGGCGUCGCCCUGGGCAAGGUGGUCACCGUCGGACGGUACCAGGUUACCCCCGAAGAGCUGCUGGCAGAAGGAGGCUUCUCAACCGUGUUUCUGGUGCGCACCCACGGAGGGCCACGCUGUGCGCUGAAGCGAAUGUACGUGAACAGUGUGCCAGACCUCAACAUCUGCAAGAGAGAAAUCACUAUCAUGAAAGAGUUAUCUGGGCACAAGAACAUCGUGAGCUACUUGGAUUGUGCUGUGAACUCCAUAAGUGACAAUGUCUGGGAGGUGCUCAUUCUCAUGGAGUACUGUAGAGCUGGGCAGGUUGUGAAUCAGAUGAACCAGCGCCUGCAGACAGGCUUCACUGAGGCAGAAGUGCUGAGGAUAUUUUGUGACACCUGUGAAGCUGUUGCCCGGCUGCAUCAGUGCAAAACGCCAAUCAUUCACCGGGACCUGAAGGUGGAGAAUCUACUGUUAAAUGAUAAUGGGAACUAUGUUCUCUGUGAUUUCGGCAGUGCCACCAACAAGUAUCUUCAUCCCCAGAGAGAUGGUGUGAAUGUGGUUGAGGAAGAAAUUAAGAAGUACACAACACUGUCAUACAGAGCUCCUGAGAUGAUCAACCUUUACGGAGGAAAACCAAUUACUACCAAGGCAGAUAUCUGGGCACUUGGCUGCUUGCUGUACAAACUCUGCUUCUUCUCAGUGCCCUUUGGAGAAAGCCAAGUUGCUAUUUGCGAUGGAAGCUUUACCAUCCCUGACAGCUCCCGGUACUCCCACAGCAUGCACUGCUUGAUCAGAUAUAUGCUUGAACCAGAUCAAGAACAGAGACCUGACAUUUUUCAAGUAUCUUACUUUGCCUUUAAACUUGCCAAAAAGGACUGUCCAGUGUCUAAUAUAAAUAAUUCUCCUGUCCCUUCAACUCUUCCUGAACCCAUGACAGCUAGUGAGGCAGCUGCUAGAAAAAGCCAAAUAAAAGCAAGAAUAACAGACACUGUUGGACCAACAGAAACCUCCAUCGCCCCACGCCAGCGCCCCAAGGCCAACGCCAGCAGCGCCAGCGCUGGGGUGCUGGCGAUCCAGAGCUCCGCAGCGCCGGGCAAGGUGCAGGCUCCUGGGGAACUGAGCAGUCGUGGGCAUAAAGGAGUCACACGACCAGGGAAUGGACAAGAAAUCUUGCAGUCCCAUGGGACCACCCAGCAGCAGCCCCCACAGCAGAACAGGGUUCUCCAGCAGCUGCAGCAGGGAGACUGGAGACUGCAGCAGCUACACCAUUUACAUCACCAGCAGCAGCAGCCUACACUUCAGGAUGCUUACAUCCAGCAGUAUCAACAAGCAGUGCACCAGCAGAUGGUCCAGCAGCAGCUGUUGAUGCAGUCUGUAUACCAGCAGCAACCUUCCCAACCUCAGUACCCUGCUAUGGUGCAGCAGUAUCAGCAGGCUGUCCUGCAGCAGCAGAUGCUUGCUCAGCAGCAGCGGGCACAGCAGGCACAGUCCCCUGAAUACAUCACUUCUCCACAAGACUUCUCACCAGCCUUAAUCUCCUACCCUGGGUCACUUCCAAUGUGUACUGGGACAGUGGCAGAUUCUUCCUACCCUGCAAGCAGGUCAGGUGCUCCUGAUGUUGAAGCAAUUACCAUUUACCCAAAGCAGAGUAUCAAUAACCCACCUGAUAUGUCAGGCUGGAACCCAUUUGGAGAGGACAAUUUUUCCAAGCUGACAGAGGAGGAGCUGCUGGACAGAGAGUUUGACCUGCUAAGAUCAAACAGGCUGGUGGACAGGAGAGCAUCCUCAGAUAAGAUUGUGGAGCCACACUCUGCUCCACAGAAAAAUCCUCCUGAAGAUCCCUUUGGUUCUGUUCCUUUCAUUUCUCACCCAGGUUCCCCUGGAAAACAAGUGGAUAACUCAGCCAGCAGCCAAGGGAACCACCUGGGGACCCCCAGCAAGGCUGGGAAGCUGAGCCAUGCUUUCAGAGACCCCCGGCCAGGGAGGAAGGCUGCAGAGGGACAAGUGGCCAAAGGAGGCGAUGAGUCAGAGAGUGACUUUGAAUCUGAUCCUCCUUCUCCCAAGAGCAGUGAGGAAGAAGAAGAACAGGAGGAUGAAGAAGUCUUGCAAGGAGAGAAUGGAGACUUCAAUGAUGACAAUGAUACAGAACCAGAGAACUUAGGCCACCGACCUCUUCUCAUGGACUCAGAGGAAGAGCUGGAGGAAGAGGAAGAAGAGAAGCAGAGUUCUGACUCUGACUCUGAUCGUACCAAGCAGAAAUCUGGAGAAGGGCUCCUGAGCAGUAGGUUCAGAGAUGGUGAAGUCCCAGAGCCCAGUCCAGUGUCUACAUCUGAGGUGCCAAGUACCCUAAUCAAGGGGAACCCUGGCCAGGAAUUUGAUGUGUUUGGGGCCGUGCCCUUUUUCACUCUGCAGCCUCAGGCAGGGGAGAAGAUGGACAAAGAUGGCUCUUCCCAGGUGGCUUUUCCUGGCCUGACCCAAGAGCAGGAUGACUUUGAUGUGUUCACCAAGGCCCCUUUCAGCAAGAAGGUGUCUCAGCGUGAUGGCCAGCUGGCAGGAACCGUGCCCCUGCUCUCCCCCAGCUCUCCACACUGCGUGGACAUUUUCGGGUGCACUCCAUUCCAGCCUUCCCUGCUCCCCAAGAGUGGGGGGAGCAAGGAGGACCUGUUUGGGCUGGUUCCUUUUGAAGAGAUCACAGGCAGCCCACAGCAGAAGGUGAAGCAGCAGCGCAGCCUGCAGAAGCUCUCCUCCCGCCAGCGGCGCCUGAAGCAGGAGGUGCCCAAGAACAACGGGAAGCGGCACCACGGCACCCCGGGCAGCACCAAGAAGGGGCCGAAGCCGAGCUACCGCACGCCGGAGCGAGCCCGCAGGCACAAGAAGGCUGGGCGCAGGGACUCGCAGAGCAGCAAUGAAUUCCUCACCAUCUCCGACUCCAAGGAGAACAUCAGCCUGGCACUGCCUGACAGCAAGGACCGAGCCGGCAGCCUGCAGGCUGACGAGGGGCUGCUGGAUCCCUUCGGAGCCAAACCCUUCCACCCGCCUGACCUGCUGCGGCAUCCCCAGCACCAAGGCUUCAGCGAGGGCCGCGGGGACCACAGCACAGUUGUGGUGGCCGGGAGGGCCAGGCAGAGCUCCUUGCACGGAGCCCUCCAUGGUGCUGAUGGGCUGAGAACAGAUGAUUUUGGCGCAGUGCCCUUCACAGAACUGGUGGUGCAGCGUGCCCAAAGCCAGCAGCAGCAGGCGCUGGAGCUGGACCCCUUUGGAGCAGCUCCCUUCCCUGCCAAGCAGUAA